Molecule: messenger RNA, 1530 nt
Organism: Dinoponera quadriceps
Lineage: Eukaryota; Metazoa; Arthropoda; Insecta; Hymenoptera; Formicidae
Exons: 3
Coding region: 266-1192 (308 amino acids)
Source: RefSeq, a predicted model, not a curated record
AGAGAGAGAGAGAGAGAGGGAAUGUUGAGGUUAUGGUUCGGCUUCGUCGAAUGCCGACGAGAGCCUCGGAUUGAGGGCAUAUCGUGAUUAUCAGUGAUAAAUCGCGAGGUAUAAGCGAAAUAAUCGGAGGGCAUUCGUUGAAUCAAUCAAAGAGGACUGUAGAAUGCGGAUGGUUGUAGGCGAAUUCGCAAAGUCGUCUACAACUGCGAUAGAUUUCCCGUUCUCGAAGAGGUGACCGUUGAUCACGUCCGUUCGACCGAGAAUCAUGAAUGUGACAAGCGCCGACGAUGUUUGCAAGCCGUACAAACCGCCCCCUGCGAAAUGCGACUUCCUACAUGUCUCGUGCAACUGGUGGGUCACUAACGGCAAGCUAUUUCACCACGUCAUCACCACCACGCCGUUGCACGCGUCUGAAAAAAUAAGCUUAGCGGACAUAGUUACCCUGGAUACCUGUAUCUCUCUGGAACCGACGGAGUCAGAAUCAGCUGAACCUUGUAUGCUGGAUAUCAGAGUGAAAAAUCACCAGAAAAUAGCACGUAUCGCUGUCGUCUCCGAGGCCAACGUCCUGGAGUUCUUCAAGCAGUCGGGCGAAUAUGAGACAACGAUAUUUGCGGAUUUCAUCGACGAGUUCAGGAAUAAUUCCGUGUACUUGGCAGAAACAGCUAUACAACCUCCUAGUACCGAAGCUAGUAUUAAGUUUACCAGAACAAGAAAUAAAGGCACGACAAUGUGGAUAUACGGUGUGAGACUCGUUUUGACAGAUCCGCCAAAAGACACGAAAACCGACAUCUUCAAUUAUGAUGUCAUUCAGACUUUUCUCAGCAAUGUAAACGGAGAAAAGACGCGCAGAGGAGCUGACAUGGCAAAGAAAAUGCUCGAAUGUUUCAAUGUGGAAGAAAUUACAAUCAAUGAGCAGUGUUGUCAGAGGAGUCUGGAAACUCUUACUCUGGACUCGCUGACGAACGCUUUCGUGUGUAAAAAUGGAAUCUUGAAAACAGAUAAUGAAAAAGAAAGUUCAAGCCAUGCGGAUGACUCUAAAAAAUUGGAUGUAGAUGUCAAAAUGUACAUCGACAACAAAUUUCAUGACAUGGAAAAGAGAUUGAUGCAAAGGAUGGACGAGAUGGAAGUUACUACUAAUCAGAAAUUAGAUGCCAUUUUGCGAAAACUGGAAACAAUUGCGUAUUUGAAGUAAAUGUUAACUUUUGACCUUGACUUUUGAUACUUAAAUAAAUUUGUGUAUUUGUAUAACGUAAAUAGAGAAUCAUAUAACAUAUAAAAACUAUAUCCAAUAUCCAAUAAAAUUUAGUAAGAUUUAGAAACAUAAGAUGAGGUAAAUGAAAUAUGUAUCUUUUAAUUUAACACAGAAAUUCAAAUUUCUUUAAUAAAAUAAGUCGAAAUUUUUAUUUGUAUUAGAGAGUGAGUAUAUCAUUAAUAUUAUUUACACAUAUAUCAGAAGUUACUCUAUAUGCAUUUCUAUAGACGGAUUUUGUGUAAGAAAAAUAUAUAAAACAUUGCACAAUUUCAAGUUUA